Phanerochaete carnosa HHB-10118-sp is the source of this 231-nucleotide messenger RNA. RefSeq lists its product as uncharacterized. Gene Ontology annotation, cellular component: extracellular region. Gene Ontology annotation, biological process: carbohydrate metabolic process. Gene Ontology annotation, molecular function: cellulose binding. NCBI's taxonomy places the organism in Eukaryota, Fungi, Basidiomycota, Agaricomycetes, Polyporales, Phanerochaetaceae. The transcript is spliced from 2 exons. The coding region runs from base 1 to 231 and encodes 76 amino acids. The record is from RefSeq and is a predicted model, not a curated record.
AUGUUCGUCCGUUACCGGCGCCGCCUCCCGUACUUCCUCGCAUCUUCAAGUGCUUCGUCCGCCGACGCCGACGGCCAUUGGCACCACAACGGCGGAAUUGGCUACACGGGCCCGACGGUAUGCUCGGUGCCGUACACUUGCGUCGUCUCAAACCUAUACUACAACCGGUGGUCGGUGUCCAUUUCAUAUUGCUUUGUUCUCUUCCACGUGUACACUCCCGAUGAUCCAUGA